Molecule: messenger RNA, 2746 nt
Organism: Ricinus communis (castor bean)
Lineage: Eukaryota; Viridiplantae; Streptophyta; Magnoliopsida; Malpighiales; Euphorbiaceae
Product: protein STRUBBELIG-RECEPTOR FAMILY 8
Exons: 16
Coding region: 286-2466 (726 amino acids)
Biological process (GO): protein phosphorylation
Molecular function (GO): protein binding; protein kinase activity; ATP binding
Source: RefSeq, a predicted model, not a curated record
UUCUUUUAUUUAUUUAAUAAUUAAGAACUAAUUUUCCUUUUUCGCCGACACCCAUGAAACCAUACAGUGUUUCUAUUUCUCUUUCUUAAUUACUGUUAAGCUUCGAAUCUCUCUCCCUCUCACAUUUACUUGCUCUCCCUUUCUUUAAUGGAGAUAUAUCUUCUUGCCACUCUCUCCGAUCUCAACUUCUCUUCUUCUUCUUCUUUGCCGCAUGACUAUGCCGUGUGCUUUAUUAACUCGCUCCAACCUUACCUCUAGACACAGCACAAUAUACUACUUUUAAUAAUGGCCUUCGACCCCAUGCCUUUUCCUUUCUUUUUGGCUCGUUCUUCACUCACUACGUUUCUGUUCCUGUUCGUUUUGCUCUCCUCAAUCUUUGCUUUUCCUCUUUUCGUUCAAUGCACUACCGACGCCUCUGAUGUCCAAGCUCUACAGGUUUUGUACACUUCGUUGAAUAGCCCUUCCCAGCUAACCAAUUGGAAAAGCGACAGUGGUGAUCCCUGUGCAGAGUCUUGGAAAGGGAUUACUUGUGAGGGAUCGGCUGUUGUUUCCAUUCAGAUUUCUGGGCUAGGACUCGGCGGGACUAUGGGAUACUUGCUUUCCCAGCUUAUGUCAUUAAGAACAUUCGAUCUGAGUGACAACAAUAUUCAUGAUACAAUACCAUAUCAAUUGCCGCCCAAUCUUACGAGCCUAAAUCUUGCAAGAAAUAACCUUAGUGGAAAUCUUCCUUAUUCCAUUUCUACUAUGGUUUCUCUCACUUAUUUGAACAUGAGCCAUAAUUCAAUUUCCCAGUCAGUCGGAGAUGUUUUUGCUAAUCUUGCUCUUCUCACAACCCUGGAUCUCUCUUUCAACAAUUUUAGUGGCAAUCUUCCAAGCUCCUUCAGUUCAUUGUCCAAUCUUUCAACAUUCUAUAUUCAGAACAAUCAACUGACUGGUUCUCUUGAUGUUCUUGCUGGUUUACCUUUAACUACUUUAAAUGUUGCAAACAACCAUUUAACUGGAUGGAUACCUCGAGAGCUUAAUUCAGUUCCAAAUUUCAUAUAUGAUGGAAAUUCCUUUGACAAUGGUCCUGCUCCUCCUCCUCCACCAUAUACCCCACCACCACCUGGUAGAUCUAGAAACAAUCACAGUCAUUCAGGAUCAGGCACACGUACACCCCCAUCUUCUGAUGACCAGUCAUCCGAGUCAGAUAAGGGAAUGUCAGUUGGGGCUAUUGUAGGCAUAGUCCUUGGUUCUGUUUUACUUAUCUUCAUCGCACUUCUUGCUGUUUUAUUUUGCACUAGAAAGAAAAAGCAGAAGGAUGGAGGCGCCAUAGUUUCUCAGGGAAGUCGGUCGGCAGGCACAACUGAUAGAGAUACUGAGAUGCAAGAGCAAAGAGUGAAGAGUAUUGCUGCUGUUGCAGACCUGAAGCCCCCACCUGCUGAAAAAUUGGUGGUUGACAAAUUACAAGGACAUUCUGGAUCCGUAAAGAGAAUGAAGUCACCUAUUACUGCUACUUCAUAUACUGUUGCUUCUUUGCAAACAGCAACAAAUAGCUUUAGUCAAGAAUUUAUAAUUGGUGAAGGUUCUCUUGGUCGUGUUUACAGAGGGGAGUUUUCUAAUGGAAAGAUAAUGGCUAUUAAGAAGAUCGACAAUGCAGCACUUUCAUUACAGGAGGAAGAUAACUUUCUCGAAGCUGUUUCAAAUAUGUCUCGCUUGAGGCACCCUAACAUCGUUUCACUGGCAGGAUACUGUGCAGAGCAUGGACAGCGCCUUUUGGUGUAUGAACAUAUAGGGAAUGGGAGUCUGCAUGAUAUGCUGCACUUUGCUGAAGAUGGCAGCAAGACUCUGUCUUGGAAUGCUCGUGUUAGGGUAGCACUUGGCACAGCUCGGGCUUUAGAGUACUUGCAUGAAGUCUGCUUACCUUCCAUUGUGCAUCGCAAUUUCAAGUCGGCAAAUAUUUUACUUGAUGAAGAGCUCAAUCCUCACUUAUCAGAUUGUGGUUUAGCUGCUCUCACACCAAACACAGAGAGGCAGGUUUCAACACAAAUGGUUGGAUCAUUUGGUUAUAGUGCUCCUGAAUUUGCCUUGUCGGGAGUAUACACUGUAAAAAGUGAUGUUUACAGCUUCGGUGUUGUGAUGCUGGAGCUUUUGACUGGACGCAAGCCACUUGACAGUUCAAGGGUGAGAUCGGAGCAGUCACUUGUUAGAUGGGCUACUCCUCAAUUGCAUGAUAUUGAUGCGUUGGCAAAAAUGGUUGAUCCCGCCUUAAAUGGCAUGUAUCCUGCAAAAUCUCUUUCACGGUUUGCUGACAUUAUUGCCCUCUGUGUUCAGCCGGAACCUGAGUUUCGCCCACCCAUGUCUGAAGUUGUGCAAGCACUGGUGCGAUUAGUGCAAAGGGCGAGUGUCGUCAAACGGCGAUCAAGUGAUGAAUCAGGAUUUGGAUAUAAAACCCCAGAUCAUGAGGCAAUUGAUAUGUCAUUUUGAGUGUCCAGCCUUCUUGAAUCGGAGGUAAGUUCCAACUUGGUGCACACGCAUAAAGAAAAGAGAGGUCAUUGAAAGAACAAAGCGUGCACAGAAUAGAGAAAGAAGUGAAACAAGAAGUAAAAUGGGGUCAGAGAGAUGUAAGUACGUCGAGAAAUUGUGAGCUGCAUAUACGUUUUAAGGCAUUGAUAUUUGUAAAUGGUUCAAUAUUUGUAUUCUCAAAUUUUCCAGAAUCUUUUGAUGCAAGAGAUACUGAGGCAAUAAGAUUUUUCAUUUGAUUCUA